Naegleria lovaniensis is the source of this 1422-nucleotide messenger RNA. RefSeq lists its product as uncharacterized. The record is from RefSeq and is a predicted model, not a curated record. The transcript has a single exon. The coding region runs from base 1 to 1422 and encodes 473 amino acids. Lineage: Eukaryota; Heterolobosea; Eutetramitea; Acrasida; Naegleriidae. Gene Ontology annotation, molecular function: phosphatase activity.
AUGAGACGAUCACCAUCGAUCACCGUGAGCCUUUCAACAUCACCUGGAAAUUCGGGGAUGAUGGGUUCUUUAGGAAAACAUCAUUUAUCAUCAUCAAAUAAUUCUACUAUUGACAAUAAAUCAAUGACCAACCCGUUAUCAACAGGAGCUAAUGAUUCCGAAAUUUUUCGUAUGGUCAAUAAUGAACAACAACAAGUCAGGACAUCAAACAAGACUAAUUCUGCUCCGUCAAAUUGUACUACUACAACGGAUGAUAUGAAUGGUAGCAGAGAAUUGAAUAGAGUUCAACAAUCAUUUAUUCAGCUUUCAAAUCAAUUGCACCCUCCAUUUAGAUUUAGAUGUAUUGCUCCACAGAUUUUUGUAGGUGCUUAUCCCACCUUGAGAAAUUUACGAUACUUGAAAAGAUUGAAAUUGAAAACAAUAAUUUCAUUAAUUCCAGAAAAACCGAUUACGGAUCUUCGAGAAUUUUGCGACUAUGAAAAAAUUACAAUUUAUCAUUUUCAAACUCCAAAAUACAAGGAACAAGUGUCUCUUUCAUUCAGCGAGGUUUCUACAAUCAUUGAGAUGUUUUUAAACUCAAAAUAUCAUCCUAUUUAUUGUCAUUGCUUGGAUGGAACUCAAGUUUCUAGCGUAUUGGUGAUGUGUUUCCGCAAAUUACAGAAUUGGAGUAAGACAGCAAUGAAAAACGAGCUCUCUCGAUAUACAUCCGAACUUAGUGACGAAGAUUUUGACUUUGUAAAACAAUGGAAAGGACCUGUAAAAAUAGAUAAGAGAUACAUACCGGAUUGGAUCAAGUCAUCUUCAGCAAUUUCACAACUGUUAGUGACACAUGAAAAGAAAAAGAAAAAGCAGCCAAAAUCUAUUCCAUCUCAAGAAGAUAGUGAAGACAAUCAAUAUGUCCUAAAACAUGUGUCUGGCAUCAAGAUAAUAGUGGAAGGAUAUGAAGAGCAUAAUCCAUCUAUCACAGACUCAGCAAGCAGCCAAUCUCCGUCGCAUACUACAAUUAGCGUGAGUUCCAAAGGUUUCAAAAACACAAAACGAAUUGGAACACCAACCAUUGAUUUAACAAAAAUCAAGCCAAAAACAGCUAAAGGAAGGGAACAUACCAAAAGCACUGAAAGCUUGUCCCCCAAUGAAGACAUGGACCAAUUUAAGGACGAAAAAUAUCCUUCUUUUGUGGAAACACAAGCAUCAACGAAGAAGGAAAAGCCAUCGCUUUGCAUUAGAGGUUUAGAUUUGGGAUAUUUGUCUGAAAAACAAAGACAACAAAUGAUCAUUUGGAAAAAUAAGAAGACCACGUUUAGAGACAUUCUGCUUCCUCCAGACAUUGAAGAAUUUUUGAAUGACAUGGAAGAUCCAUUUAUUCACGACGAGUAUUUAUCUUUUUUGGCCAUGGAUUCUGCAAGCUCAUCAAAUAAAUAG